Molecule: messenger RNA, 2968 nt
Organism: Branchiostoma belcheri (Belcher's lancelet)
Lineage: Eukaryota; Metazoa; Chordata; Leptocardii; Amphioxiformes; Branchiostomatidae
Product: glutamic acid-rich protein-like
Exons: 1
Coding region: 670-2955 (761 amino acids)
Source: RefSeq, a predicted model, not a curated record
AGUCAACAUAGACUGACAAAAACAGGUCAAAUUUAACAGCCAGCCAUCUGGUACACCUUUGAAAACAAAGCACCAGGGACAUGUGAACUGUAAUAACCCGGUUAUUUUGUGGCCAUACAAGCGGGCCAGGCAAACAGAUACAGUCGGCGGGGUUGGUGGUCGGUCAAUAACGCUAUAAAGAACCAGGUCAGACAGAACAAAACAAGUCAUGUGUGAUUGACUGGCACUAUAAAACGGUGGAGUCAAGUGUUUGGUUCCCACAAAAAAACAAGGCUGGGACCCGAGAAGCUACAAGCGGUUACAAGAACUGCAAGAAGGACAAUACGAGGAGUGCGGCAGUGCAUUUUUUCCAGUCUACGUCCACAGACAAGGCCACAUUGUGCAAGGGCAGGGCUGAUCUGAGCUCUUGUGUAGACAAUCUGACAAACAUUCAACAGACGGGAACUAGUCAAACACUGAGGUUGCCUCCCACGCAACAACACCUACAGGGACCACCAUACUACAGGGCUUGCAACGGCAACUUUGCUGCUAAACAACAAGUGCCAAGGUACAACAGGUUCAAGUUUCUUUUUCUGGAACAUUCCUAGAUGUUUUUAAAGUUACAGGACCAGUGUGAAGAGUAAUUCCAAGUCCUUCCAAAGGUAAAUUGAGGGAGCUCUCGAAAACAAGAUGGCUUCGGACGCCUGUACUGAUGACGUUGCCUGCGGUGACUGUGAUGCCACGUAUUACAGCAUUCUCGCUGACAUACAAAAAACUGUGGGGGAGGUAGAAGGAACCCUGCAGGAAAGUGAGCACAGUGUCGAGUCUACAGCAGUUAAAGAGGAGCUAACAGAGACCACUGUUGUUUCGGAAACUAUAAUCACAAAAUACAGCGCCCAGGUGACAGUUACAACAACCCAAGCUGAGAAACACCUGCAAAUUUCUGCCACUGAACCACCAGACAGAAUGGAGCCAGAGACCACAGAGUCUGAGACCACAGAGCCUGAAGAAAGCUUCAGAAAAGCAGAAACAGAACACGCCUCCGACAUUCCGCCAAGGUGCGUCAUAACUACUGUUGCUAAGAGCAUGAGUUCUGAUGACAGCCCAGAGGUCGAAGUCUCUACAGAGGAACAGCCAAACAACCUGGGUAAGGAAGAAGCUAAUAAAGAUUUGAGGGAGCCUGAGGCACAUCUUACAGUGCAGCUUUCAGCACAGGGUGAGAAGGAUACUACAAUGUUGGAGGAAAUCAUGUCUACCUUGGCAAAAAAUCAAGAGCAGGAAGAUAACAACACUCAAGAAGACUGCCUGGGGGAGAAAGAAAGGGAAGAUGCAGAGGAAGCAGAGGACCAGGAAGUUGAGAAAGAAGGAGGGGGCGAGGAUGAAAUAAAGGAAAAUCUGGCAGAGAGAGAAGGGCUGAAGGAAGAAGAGGAGGCAGACAAUGCUGAGGAAGAAGGAAAAGAGGAAGGAGGUAUCAAAGAUGCAGUGGAGGAAGAAUCAGAAGAAAGAGAUGCAGAGGAGAAGGAGGUUGAGAAUGUAGGAGUAGAUGAAAAGGAAGAUGAGGAACAGGAGGUGGAGCAUGAAGAAGUGAAGAGAGAAGAAGCAGAAAAUGAAGUAGAGAAAGAAGAAGUGGAGCAGGCAGGAGAGGAAGAAAAUCAAGAGGAGAAAGGAGGAGUGAAAGAGGAAGAGGCAGACAAUGAGGUUAAGACAGACAAAGAGGAGGAAGGACAAGUAGAAGAGCAAAAUGAAGGUGAGAAAGAAGAAGUAGAGGAAAGGGAUGUAGAAGAAAAGGGUGUGGAUGCAGAAGAAGUAACAGAAGUAGGAGAGGAAAAGAAAGAGGAAAAGGAAGUAGUGAAGGGAGGGGAAGAGGGACAGCAGCUAGAGGAAAAUGCAGUGGAGAGAGAAGAAGCAGAAACCCAAGUAGAGGAAAAUGCGGAGGAGAAUGAAGUGGAGGGGGGAGUAGAAGAAGGAGAUGAACUGAAGGCAGAAGUGAAGACAGAAGAAGAUGUGGAAGAUGAAGAUAAAGAAGUAGCAGAGGAAGAGGAGAAAGAAGGAGUGGAGGAAAAUGAUGCUGAGAAAGACAUAGUGGAGGAAGGUAAAUUGGAAGAAGAAGAAAAGCUAGAAGAUGACAAAACAGAAGAAGUGGAGAAAGAGGUAGAUGGAGAUGAUGGAGACGAUGAAACAAACAUUCCAGAUGCAGGCACCGAACCAGAGGCCAAAGACACAGAGGACAGCCCUGAAAAGAAGGUAGUGGAAAUCCUGGCUGAGGAAGAAAAUGUUGAAGACAACCUGCCUGCAGUAAGUGCAGAAGAAGAAACAUCUAGUAACAAAGAAACCAAACCAGAACCAACAGAGCUGGAGAUCCAUACAGCUCCAUCAGAGGAAGUUCCAGAUACUGCACUUACAAGUGACAAGGGGACACAGUAUCCUCCUGACAAGGCCUUCACAAUCCCAGACGACAUACCUUACAUCGAUGAUGCAGAGCCAGGGGAAGAAACAGAACACCAGACAGAAGCGAAGAAAGAAACUGAAGUGAAGAAAGAAACAAUCACACAGGCUAGUGAGGAAACAGCUGAAGGAAUAAAGCCGGAAGAAGCUGCAUUCUUGGCCUUCAUGGAAGCAAAUGCAAAGGACGAAGACCCAGACGAUGAAGACACAAACAAACCUGAUGACACUGCAAUGAUGGACCAAAUCAUGGCUGCACUAGCAAAACAGAAAGAGGAGGAAGCUAACAAGAAGAAAGAAGACGACAAAGGGGAGGAGAAAGGAGAAGAAAACAACAAGGAAAAGGAGAAAGAAGACGACAAACAUUCCAAGGAGAAAGACUUGGAUGUAGACAAGGAUGACAAAACUGCUAAAGACAAGGAUGGAGAAGAUGUAGAGAAGCCAGAAGAGGAAGAAACGAAGAAGAAGAAAAGGCCAAAGCUGCUGAGGUGUAUGCUACCAUGUGUGUAUCCACGGAAAGGGAAGAAAGCCUGACUGUAAGUAGCUA